AUGAAUACCGUCCCUUAUACCACUCUCCGGCAGCUUGAAGAGUGGUCCAGCAGCCUGGGAACUGCAGUCGACAACUUGCGCCAGUUGGACGCCUUGCAAGUAUUGCCAGGCAACUUGCGGGACGCUGCAUGUAUACCAUCUGUCGCUCAGACAUGCUCGCAGUGGACAACACAUUGGGACAAACCAAUCGAUUCCACCAUGGCACUGGCUCAUCAUCAAGGUCGACAUUUCCACGUCGCGAAUGCAUUCCUCUGCCGCUUCGUCACGGACAGGGCCCGUGGCUCCCGCGGUGCCAGGGCAACACCCAUCGCGGCGUCCUUGAAGGUCGGGUUCCUGCGAGAGGGCCGGCCACUCGCAAUCCCGCUUUGGCCGACAUCCUUUGCUGGCCGCCUCCAUGGCGAGAUUCUCCAAUCAUUGACACGCGCAGAAGUUCUUGUUGAACACUUCAGGCCGGAGCAUCUUGAUGCGCUGGCAUCGGCCCUCGCACAUGCACGCGACUUGCAGGAGUUGACUGUGGGGUGGUGCAAAUACAAGAGACGCGGAUCCAGCACGCCAACCACAGCGGCCACCACCUUCCUGGCAGAUCUGGCCCGCCGUGGGAUCUCCUGGCCCAGGCUGGAAGGGCUUCACAUUCGACAAGUUGGCCUUCCUGUCGAGGUGCUUGCGUCUCUUGUCGCGCUCCAUAGCUCCAUGCUGCGGAGAAUGCUCCUCGGCUGCCACAUAACCGUCGGCCAUAUCAUGGCGCUCGCCAAUAUUCCAGGCCUGUGUCUGCAAGACUUUUCAAUCCCGUGGGGGGGGCAUCCAAGCCGAAUAUGGAGGUUUGAAUGGCCGCGACACCAGGUGGUCCGGUACGGUGUCGACCCCCACACUUUUACCUAUGGAUGGAGUGAGGCCUUCGGGGACACGGCGGAGCCGACGCCGUUUGGGCCUGAGUUCGCAGACUUUGUCGAGAAGCAGACUGAACUUCUUGGUGAUGCAUACGAUGGAAAUGAGCUCGUCAUACCCGAUGACGCGACGUGCAUGGGCGCCAGCGAAGCGGAAGCCGCCAGUAACGCGAAGCGUGCCUGGGAUGACUCCAAGGCUGGACACGUUCUGUUGGAUCUGCUUACUGUCCGACCUGUCUGCCACGAUGCCCAAGGCGUUGUUUACUCUGUUGCCCACCUUGAUUCCGGCCUGGAAGUGUCUUUCGUUGGUCUUGCACUUGUGUUCCUGGCUGCCGAUGUCGCCACGAGGCACUGCGAGGAAUGGCUGCCGCUGUGGCUUCCUUCGCCGAGAUCCUCCCACCUCUCGUCGCCGCCAGUCACUCACUUCCUCCUCACCACCAUGCUCGACGACGGUCGCGUCCCCGCCCGGCUUGCCGCGUCCCUGGCCACGCUCGCCCCCGAGCUCCUGGAUGUCGUUGUCCGAGACCUACCUGUGGACGACUUGAAGACGUUGCGACUCGUCGUCAGUGACGAAUUCCACGACGCCGUCAUCGGCCGAUAUUUUUUUUCGCCGGGUCGUGCUGUCCCCGCUGGAGUUCCAUCGGCGCGGUCUGAUUUACAUUGCGAGCAUGCCUCGCCUGGCAUGCCACGUCCGGAUCCUCGAAUGGCAGGCCUUUCCUACAUGCGUCAGGGGCCUUGGAACUGUGCCUUCAAGGGACGCUUCCAGGGCGUGGUCUGGAAAUACCAUCGUACAUGCUGGCUCAGUCCGUGCAACACGCUGACCGGCCUGAUCGCGGUCCUCAACGCGUCGCGCCCAUGGCUAGACGACGCCCUCGCCAGACUGCCGGGCCUGGACACCAUCGACGUGCAGCCGCCUCCCCUCGACCGUGCCAUCCGCUCCAGCAAAUAUAUUAACCAGUCCGCCGAGCCCCUCCACCCGCCGGGCAGAAUCUUCGCCUCACCCGCCUGCCUCGCACGCGAGUUCCUCUGCCAGGCCUUUGAGGAGUCGCGGCAGCAGUCACCAACAGCUGCAACCAGCCCCGUGGCGAUCCACGUGCGCGACUACCGACCGGAUGGCAUCGACGAUGUAGAUCAGGGCACCGGCCAGUCCUUGUACGGCACGCCCCGUGCCGAGUGCUUGCGGUCCCUGACCGUCGUGCGGCUGGCCCUGGAUCAGCUGAUGAUCAAUCACCUGCCGACAGUCAUCUCAGCUCUGGCAGAAGCCACCGGGCUCAAGAAGCUCGACGUCAGGCCCCGGUCAAGAGACGGCUACAAAUUCUACUGCGACCCAACAUUUGGCGUACCUCCUCCUGCCUCGCUGCUUAGUGUUCCGUUCCUCGAGCACUUCCUUGCUCGCCAGGAGCUCGUCUGGCCACAGCUCGAGUCGCUUGUGCUGGCUGCAAUCCAGGUCCGCGUCGAUGCAUUCCGUCACUUUGUCACCUUGCAUGCUGGGACGCUGCGCGAACUGUAUAUGAGCUCCAGUCGUCCCUCCCCUGCUACAGUUGCCCACAUCCAGGCCCUCGCCACCGUCCCGGGCCUGCGGCUAGAAAGGUUCGAGGUCAAGACACCCGAGCCUGCCCUCACUGUCAAAGAGCGGGCAAUGCUCAACUACCUCGAGAAUCCCCGUUGUGCCAGCAACGUCAUCGGGAUCAGAUUGUCCAAAAUCAAGCAGACCGAUAGGGUUGCCGUUAGCGUCCAGAAGCCGGCUAACUCUGGCUGGCGGACGAUGGACUGGUGGAAAGACACCGAAGAGAUCCUUCUCGAGGUCAGGCCUCAUCUGACAUCGUACCGCUUCAGCACGGCCAAGAGAUACGAGCGUACUUGGAGAUGGGUACGGCCGCUUCCAGGCGACAUGGUCUGGUACUGGCCAGUUGGAGACGACGAGGAGCCCGGCGAGCCGACGGGCGAAUGGACGUUCCGUCGAGCAGGAGACUCCGAGAGCUCAGCACAGACUGGGGAUGACCCGCACUCGAUUUGGCACGACUGGGACGAGGCCAAGGGAGACGUCGCCGAGCCACGGCCCUUUUCGCACGAGCUGAGUGUCUUUAUGGUGCACAGGGCGAGCUGCACGGGAGAUGUGCUCAAAGAAGGCGAGAUGGCGCUGCUCCCCAGCGAUGCGCGCAUGUUCGAUUGGGAAGACAUGCAACAUAUAAUGGGUCAGGACUGGGUUCGGGGGCCGUAACCAGUCGGCAGCAUGUACUCAAACCAGCAUGGGUUUCUGGGGCAGCUUGGUGUGAAGAUGUAUCGUGCUGC
Molecule: messenger RNA, 3176 nt
Organism: Microdochium trichocladiopsis
Lineage: Eukaryota; Fungi; Ascomycota; Sordariomycetes; Xylariales; Microdochiaceae
Exons: 6
Coding region: 1-3105 (1034 amino acids)
Source: RefSeq, a predicted model, not a curated record